Messenger RNA from Plasmopara halstedii, 315 nucleotides. RefSeq lists its product as uncharacterized. The record is from RefSeq and is a predicted model, not a curated record. The transcript has a single exon. Bases 1 to 315 code for a protein of 104 amino acids. Lineage: Eukaryota; Oomycota; Peronosporomycetes; Peronosporales; Peronosporaceae.
AUGGCCGCUAUCGCGCACUACUGGUUUUACAACGACACGAGCGAAACGGUCAUCAGCGCGGUCAUUUUUCAUGAUGAUGUGACAGAAGAUAUCAAAACCAAAAUUAAUCAAUCUUUUAUGGGCAAGAUCACACGCCCCUCGGAGAAAAAGGCAAAGUUAAGUGCAAAUGAAUAUGCACUUUUUGCUGAAUUGUAUAAGGGACAACUGCCGAAAAAAAUCGCCAUGAAAAAUGCGACUAACGUAAAAAAUAUCUAUGCCAUGAAAAUACGCAUAGAGAAUAAACUUGGCGUUCCCAUUUCAAGACUUGCCAGUUGA